Molecule: messenger RNA, 2047 nt
Organism: Diuraphis noxia (Russian wheat aphid)
Lineage: Eukaryota; Metazoa; Arthropoda; Insecta; Hemiptera; Aphididae
Gene: vib
Product: phosphatidylinositol transfer protein vib
Biological process (GO): phospholipid transport
Cellular component (GO): cytoplasm
Molecular function (GO): phosphatidylcholine binding; phosphatidylinositol transfer activity; phosphatidylinositol binding
Source: RefSeq, a predicted model, not a curated record
UUGGCGGCAGUUUGGCAACGUAUUGUGAAUAUUGUGAAAUUAUUUACAUUUACAAUCGGUUUUCGGAUGUUUUUCCUUGCUUASUGUAAAAAUUAAUAGCCCAUACUCGGCGGCGAUAAUAUUAAUUCGAUUCCAGCAGACUGCAUCGGCCCGUCGACAGACGAGAGAUAAUCGAAAUCUUUAUUGAAAUUUUCACUAUCGUUAAUAGUGUUUUGCCUUUUGCCUAGAAUUGACGCAAAAAAAACCCAAAACGCAGCUCAUGGUAGAUACACCGGCCCCGAAAAUAGGCAAUUUUCUUCAGUAAUAUCAUAUUAUCAUUACUGUGAUGAUUUUUAAGCUUUCAGCUAUAGUUUAGUAAAAUCUCAAAUCUAACGCCGUGGCGAGCAACUACGGUCUACGUCCGACACCGAAGAACGUUUCUCCAAGCUCCGACGGGCGACGGACCAGAGGGACGACGCACGCGCACUCCGGUCAGCACCGYACCGCACCGCACCGUUCCGUACCACAACGCAACGCACGCACGCACGGCGACACGGUAGCCUCACGGAGUACGGACACACACGAGUUCAACACGACACACCACACGACCACACAGUACACACAUCCCGAAGCCUGAGUGCCCGACAGCCGUGUGUCAGCCGCAGUCGGUGUAUUCGCUCGCAAACGUCUGAUCGUGCUGACCGUGACGCCGAACGAAAGAUGCUCAUCAAAGAGUUCCGUGUAGUSCUACCCUUAACAGUCGAAGAGUAUCAAAUUGCCCAGCUGUACUCUGUAGCUGAAGCCAGUAAAAAUGAAACUGGUGGUGGGGAAGGUAUCGAAGUGUUGAAAAAUGAACCAUUUACCAAUUACCCUCUUUUGGGUGGAAAAUAUUCAGAAGGACAGUAUACUUAUAAAAUUUAUCACUUGGCCAGCAAAGUACCUGGAAUGAUAAAACUUUUGGCACCUAAAGGAGCAUUAGAAGUUCACGAAGAAGCAUGGAAUGCUUACCCAUACUGCCGAACUGUGAUUACAAAUCCAAAUUAUAUGAAAGAAAAUUUCAGUAUAGUCAUUGAGUCGUAUCAUAUUGCUGAUAGAGGUACACAAGAAAACGUUCAUGAAUUAUCUCCUGAAAAACUUAAACAGAGAGAGGUACAAAUAAUUGAUAUUGGUAAUGAUCCUAUUUCAUCUUCGGAUUACAAAGAAGAUGAAGAUCCUAAGAAAUUCAAAAGUCAAAAAUGUGGACGAGGUCCUCUCCAAGGAAAUUGGAUUGAAACAGCAAGCCCAGUUAUGACUUGUUAUAAGUUGGUAUCUGCAGACUUCAAAUGGUUUGGRCUACAGAACCGAGUAGAAAACUUAAUUCAAAAGUCAGAACGCCGUCUGUUUACUAACUUCCAUAGACAAGUAUUUUGUUGGAUGGAUCGUUGGCAUGGGCUAACUUUGCAAGAUAUUCGUGAAAUUGAAGAAAAAACUCGAGAAGUAUUAGACAGGCAACGGAACGAAGGAACUGUCAGAGGAAUGAAGGCAGAUGCCGAUUAAAACAUUUUUGAGAAAUAAUUAAACCAACCCAAAUGCCUAAAAUCGUCUUGAAAAUGAAGCCAUAUUUAUUCUAACACCAACCAAAUUGAAUAAAAACAAAAUAAUACCAGAUCUAGUAAUUUUUAUCGCUUAGUCUAAUUUUAACUAAAAUUUUACAAAUUAUAUUAUACAUUUUAUUCUAAAAUAACAUUCUUACUAUGAAUAUAUUCAAAAACUGUCAUAAUAUUUCUUAGGGAAUUUUAUUCGUUUAAAAUUACUGCAGUUUUAAGUACUUACGUUUAUUUUUAAAAUUGAUCAUUACUUUUUGAUAAUUUAUUGAUUUAUAGAAAGCCAAGUCAUUCCACUUUCUAUUUAUUUUGUUAUCCGUUCUUCCUCUUGUGUUUUUACUUAAUAAUUGGUAUAUGGAUUCACAAUGUUUGUGAGUAUUUGUGGUGAUUGUAUACAAGUAAUCAUAGUCAAAAUCGAUUUUUUAGUUAUCAAAAUAAUUAUUGAUUAUCUUAACAAACAAAAAAAUUUUGCRAAAUUCGGUGAU